UCCCUGCGUCUCUCCUUCCUGCCUGAACCAACAUCUCGCCGCCAUCAUGUGCGACUGUUUCCACCUGGCCUUCCCCAACUGGCACGCCGCCUCUUCUGGGACGGGAGCUGGUGGACGGAGACUGCGAGCACCAGAGCCCGGGACAGAGGACGAUUCAGUAUGUGACGAGCCACCUCAGUUCACAGAGGGAGAGAGGCCACGUCCCCAAGGAUCGUCUCCCGUCGAGGAGUUUCCUGAAACCGAUAAAUACACCGACAGUGACAAAGAGUGUGACACAGAGCAUGACCCACGCCAUAAAAGUGGCACCGGGAAGAAAAGGAAAAAGUCUGGGCUCGGGUCCAUGUUUGAGAAGCGCUCGACUCCAAAGAUGAGUAAACUGAAGGAGCAUCCCAGUCCUGAGUCUGGUGUGAUUGUGAAAACAGCCAAAGAUGGAUGUGCAGAAGGUCUCAUUUACGGUGGAGGGGGGAAAGAGGGGAUCUUCAUUAAAGAAGUGAUACCAGAGUCACCAGCAUCAAAAAGUCUGAAACUGAGAGAAGGUGAUCAGGUCCUGAGCGCCACUGUGUAUUUUGACAACGUACCAUAUGAGGAUGCCAUUCAGAUUUUGGAGCAUGCUCAGGCGUACAACGUGAAACUCUGCUUGAAACGCAAACCGGACAUCAGUGAGACUGAACCAGCCAUGGAUUCCGAUGUUAUCCCUGAGGACGAGGUUUGCGCUCCGGAGAUGAGGGAACAAGGAAAAACCAAAAGGCGUGGAGAUGCUCGCAUUUCAUGGCCAAAGUUUCCUUCCUUUGGAAAAGGACCGAAGUCCCGCUUUACCAGGUCUCACAGUUCCUCAGAGGCUGAUGAGCAGAGAAAGCUGGAGCUUAGCCCCACCACUAGUGACACUGAGUCACCUAUAAAAUCUCAGGAUGCCCUCAAAGGCAAGAAGAGGCACAAAAUGAAGCUUUCUGUUCUGACAAAGAGAGGCCGCAUAAGUUCAUCUGAAGAUCAGGACACAGAGGCACCAACAACUGGGCAGACCAGUGAUGACAUUCACCAGACAGCGUCAGACAUGCUGUCACCUGAAUGCAUUGAAAGCCUCUCAGGACAAAUACCUGAGGUCUUUGUAACGGAGGAUGUGAGAGUAGUGGAAGAAAUAAGACUUGAACAAAGCGAUCAAAUUAUGACAGAUCCAGUUCAACACAAAGUGGAACUCAUCAGUAUAGACAGCACUUUAAAAACAGAAGAUCUAACUAUGGCUUUGGCAGAUCAAGGAUCAAGCCCCCCUGGCAUCAAAUCCCCCAAAGAGAAGAAAAGCAAGAAAGAAAGAUCUCAAUUAAAAAUGAAAAUUUUGGGUAAGGAGAAAUCACACAAGAAAGAUGCAAAAGCAAAAGGCUCACCAAAAAGGCUAAAAACACUAGGGGCAAGUAUUGAAGCAGCAGAUCAACCUGGAAAUGAAACAUCAGAUGCCAUUCCAGGCAGUGAGUCACAAACACAACUACAAGGAGAUAAUUUACUGCUGGAUAUCAACACCAGUGACGAGAGUCAACUUGCAAAGUCAGCCAUACCACAGAAGGAAAUGAGUAUACCAACGGUUGAUUUUGAUAUUUCUUCUACCUUUAUGCGUAAAUCACAGAAACAAGAACAGGCAAAGAAAGAUGACAUAAAACAAAAGCAGGAAAUAAAGACCUGUCCGACAUUUAAACUGCCUAAACUUGGCUUCAGUGAUAUUUCAACUGAGGAAACUGUACAAACAGUGAAUGUUGAAGAACGUCCAACAAAAAUGAAGCGUAAAAGUGAGGAUCCAGCAGUGAAAGACGAUCCUUAUGACAUACUUUCAAAAAGCAGUCAACUUCCCAAACGUGAAGACAUUGAAAUUCCAGGUAUGGAGGACAUGGCUGUGAGAACCAACGCCAAAGGAAUUAAAGAGCCUAAAGUGGGUUCAAGAGGACAUCAUGAAGAAAUGAAGGCUGACGCUGUACAAAUGUUAAUCGAUGUUAACAGUGUAAAAGAGGCCGUUUCAAAACUGCCUGGAUUCAAGCUGCCAAAGGUUGACACAUCCGGUGUCCCUAUUCCUGAAGAAAUUACUGUGAUAGAUGCAAAUGCACAAAGAAUAUCAGUGAAAACACCUACUAAAGUUGCAGAUACCAAAUCAAAAUAUGGGGGGCACCUUAUGAAGGUUGACAUAACUGCCUCACCAGAAAUCAAACUCCCUAAGAUUACACCUGUGGCUUCAACCUCAGAGGACCUUUUAAUCGAGACCAAGGUAGACUUUAAAACACCUGAAAAAGUGUACAAAACAGAGGUCUACAAACGAGAAGAUAUUAUAAUUCCUGGCAAAGAAAGUGAACAAGGCACAGUGGGGAUCACAUUUGAAAAUCAAUCUGCUGCUAUGUCCAGCCCAAAAGAAUCAAGUAAGAAAUCCAGUAAUUUAAAGAUAACAACGGCUAGCUUUAAAAUUGCACCAGUCAUACAAGUCCCUGAAAUUGGUGGUGACUUCACGAAACAGAACAAUUUUCAGGAAGGUGAUGCACUAUUAGGAAGAAGAACAAUAGUGCUCCAAGGUGAAACACCAAAAAUAUCGGAUGUUAAAAUGCCAGACAUCGAUAGCAUUGAAUACAUUGAUUCAGUCAGUGGUUCUCCAGCCCAAAUGGGUGCUGGCAUUAAUCUUACAGGUUUUGGUGUUCACCUUGAUGCUACAAAGCCAAAAACUGACAUUGAAGCUGAGGUCAAACUCCCAGAUGCUCCUGAAGUUAAUGCUACUCUUGAAAGUACAGAUGUUUCUAUUCCAGAGGAAAAGCUGAAAGUUGAAAAACCUGAGUUGGAAAUCAAACCACUACAAACUGAAGUUGAAUUUGAUUUACAAAGAAGCAAAUUCAAGAUGCCAAAGUUUGGGAUUAAAAUGCCAAAAAUGAAAGGACCUCAAUCGGAUAUAAGUAUGUCCAAGAAAGACAUGCAUGUUACACUUCCAGAAGGUAAAGCUGUGGUCAAACUCCCAGAUGCCCCUGAUGUUGAUGUUACUCUUGGAAGCAUAGAUGUUUCAAUUCCAGAACAGAAACUGGAAGUUGAAAAACCUGAGUUGGAAAUCAAACCUCUACAGACUGAUAUUGAACUUGAUGGACAAGGAAGUAAAUUCAAGAUGCCAAAGUUUGGUAUUAAAAUGCCAAAAAUGAAAGGACCUCAAUUGGACAUCAGCCUGCCAAAGAAAGACAUGGACAUCACAAUACCAGAAGCUGAAGUUAAACUCUCAAAUGCACCUGAAGUUGAUAUUAAUCUUGGAAGUGUAGAUGUUUCUAUUCCAGAACAAAAACUGCAAAUUGAAAAAACUGAAUUGGAAUUAAAACAGGCAGAGGUUGAAUUCGAUGGACAAUUCAAGAUGCGAAAAAUUGGGAUGUCAAUGCCAAAAGUAAAAGGACCUGAAAUUGACUUUAACAUGUCAAAGAAAGAUAUGGAUAUUCAAUUUCCAGAAGCCAAAGCAGAAAUCAAACUCCCUGAUGUCGAACUUAAAGAACCUUCUACUGAAGUGGAAUUUAAUGCUCCUGAGAUUGAAGCUCAGUUGGGCAGUAUGAAAGAAUCACCAUCAAAAUUUAAACUACCAACAUUUAAAUUCCCCAAAUUUGGAAUUGCUACUCCAGAUGUCAGUGAUGAAGCACCCGACAAAGACAUUAAAGUUGAGGCUACAAUCCCAGAGGUCCCUGAAAUUGAUGUGAGUCUUGGAAAAGCAGAAGUGUUGAUUCCAGAAGGAAAGUUGGAGGUUCAAAAACUUGAAAUGGAAAUCAAACCCUUAAAGUCUGAAGGUGAAUUUGAUGGACAAGGAGGCAAGUUUAAAAUGCCAAAGUUUGGGAUAUCAAUGCCAAAAGUAAAAGGACCUGAAAUUGAUAUCAGUUUAUCAAAGAAAGAUGUGGAUAUCAAAUUACCGGAAGCCAAAGCAGAGGUCAGUCUCCCUGAUGUUGAACUAAAGGAUCCUUCUGCUAAAGUGGAAGUUAAAUCUCCUGAGAUUGAAGCUCAGUUAGGUAGCAUGAAAGGAUCGUCAUCAAAAUUUAAAUUACCAACAUUCAAAUUGCCCAAAUUUGGAUUUGCUGCUCCAGAUGUCAGUGCUAAAGUACCGGAUACUGACAAAGACAUUAAAGUUGAGGUUAAAAUCCCAGAUGUCCCUGAAAUUGACGUCAAUCUUGGGAAAGCGGAAGUGUUGAUUCCAGAAGGAAAGUUGGAGGUGCAAAAACCGGAAGUUGAAAUCAAACCUCUACAGACUGAAGUUGAACUUGAUGGACAAGGAGGCAAAUUCAAGAUGCCAAAGCUUGGGGUGUCGAUGCCAAAAGUAAAAGGACCUGAAAUUGACCUUAGCAUAUCAAAGAAAGAUGCAGAUAUCAAAUUACCAGAAGCCAAAGUAGAAGUCAAUCUCCCUGAUGUUGAAUUAAAACAACCUUCUGCAAAAGUGGAAGUUCAGGCUCCUGAGAUUGAAGCUCAGUUUGAUAGCAUGAAAGGAUCGCCAUCAAAAUUUAAAUUACCAACGUUCAAAUUACCCAAAUUUGGAGUUGCUGCUCCAGAUGUCAGUGCUAAAGUACCGGAUACUGACAAAGACAUUAAAGUUGAGGUUAAAAUCCCAGAUGUCCCUGAAAUUGAUGUCAAUCUCGGGAAAGCGGAAGUGUUACUUCCAGAAGGAAAGUUGGAGGUGCAAAAACCGGAAGUUGAAAUCAAACCUCUACAGACUGAAAUUGAACUUGAUGGACAAGGAGGCAAAUUCAAGAUGCCAAAGCUUGGGGUGUCGAUGCCAAAAAUCAAAGGACCUGAAGUUGAUAUUAGCAUAUCAAAGAAAGAUGCAGAUAUCAAAUUACCAGAGGCCAAAGUAGAAAUCAAUCUCCCUGAUGUUGAAUUAAAACAACCUUCUGCAAAAGUGGAAGUUCAGGCUCCUGAGAUUGAAGCUCAGUUAGGUAGCAUGAAAGGAUCGCCAUCAAAAUUUAAAUUACCAACGUUCAAAUUCCCCAAAUUUGGAGUUGCUGCUCCAGAUGUCAGUGCUAAAGUACCGGAUACUGACAAAGACAUUAAAGUUGAGGUUAAAAUCCCAGAUGUCCCUGAAAUUGAUGUUAAUCUUGGGAAAGCAGAAGUGCUAAUUCCAGAAGGAAAUAUAGAGGUUCAAAAACCUGAAGUUGAAAUCAAACCUCUACAGAUGGAGGUUGAACUUGAUGGACAAGGAAGUAAAUUCAAGAUGCCAAAGCUUGGGAUGUCAAUGCCAAAAGUAAAAGGACCUGAAAUUGAUAUCAGCAUAUCAAAGAAAGAUGCGGAUAUCAAAUUACCCAAAGUCGAAGGAGACUUCAGUCUCCCUGAUGUUGAAUUAAAAGAACUUUCUGCUAAAGGGGAAGUUCAGGCUCCUGAGAUUGAAGCUCAGUUGGGUAGCAUGAAAGGAUCGCCAUCAAAAUUUAAAUUACCAACGUUCAAAUUCCCCAAAUUUGGAGUUGCUGCUCCAGACGUCAGUGCUAAAGUACCGGAUACUGACAAAGACAUUAAAGUUGAGGUUAAAAUCCCAGAUGUCCCUGAAAUUGAUGUUAAUCUUGGGGAAGCAGAAGUGUUAAUUCCAGAAGGAAAUAUAGACGUUCAAAAACCUGAAGUUGAAAUCAAACCUCUACAGAUGAAGGUUGAACUUGAUGGACAAGGAAGUAAAUUCAAGAUGCCAAAGCUUGGGAUGUCAAUGCCAAAAGUAAAAGGACCUGAAAUUGAUAUCAGCAUAUCAAAGAAAGAUGCCGAUAUCAAAUUACCCAAAGUCGAAGGAGACUUCAGUCUCCCUGAUGUUGAAUUAAAAGAACCUUCUGCUAAAGUGGAAGUUCAGGCUCCUGAGAUUGAAGCUCAGUUAGGUAGCAUGAAAGGAUCGCCAUCAAAGUUCAAAUUACCAACAUUCAAAUUCCCCAAAUUUGGAGUCGCUACUCCAGAUGUCAGUGCUAAAGUACCUGAUACAGACAAAGACAUUAAAGUUGAGGUUAAAAUCCCUGACGUCCCUGAAAUUGAUGUUAAUCUUGGGAAAGCAGAAGUGUUGAUUCCAGAAGGAAAGUUGGAGGUUCAAAAACCUGAAGUUAAAAUCAAAUCUCUUCAGACUGAAGUUGAACUUGAUGGACAAGGAGGCAAAUUCAAGAUGCCAAAGCUCGGGAUGUCAAUUCCAAAAGUAAAAGGACCUGAAAUUGACAUUAGCAUAUCAAAGAAAGAUGCAGACAUCAAAUUACCCAAAGUUGAAGGAGAACUCAAUCUCCCUGAUAUUGAAAUAAAAGAACCUUCUGCUAAAGUGGAAGUUGAAGCUCCUGAGAUUGAAGCUCAGUUAGGUAGCAUGAAAGGAUCUCCAUCAAAAUUUAAAUUACCAACAUUCAAAUUCCCCAAAUUUGGAGUUGCUGCUCCAGACGUCAGUGCUAAAGUACCGGAUACUGACAAAGACAUUAAAGUUGAGGUUAAAAUCCCAGAUGUCCCUGAAAUUGAUGUUAAUCUUGGGAAAGCAGAAGUGUUAAUUCCAGAAGGAAAUAUAGAGGUUCAAAAACCUGAAGUUGAAAUCAAACCUCUACAGAUGGAGGAACUUGAUGGACAAGGAAGUAAAUUCAAGAUGCCAAAGCUUGGGAUGUCAAUGCCAAAAGUAAAAGGACCUGAAAUUGAUAUCAGCAUAUCAAAGAAAGAUGCGGACAUCAAAUUACCCAAAGUCGAAGGAGACUUCAGUCUCCCUGAUGUUGAAUUAAAAGAACCUUCUGCUAAAGUGGAAGUUCAAGCUCCUGAGAUUGAAGCUCAGUUAGGUAGCAUGAAAGGAUCGCCAUCAAAGUUCAAAUUACCAACAUUCAAAUUCCCCAAAUUUGGAGUCGCUACUCCAGAUGUCAGUGCUAAAGUACCUGAUACAGACAAAGACAUUAAAGUUGAGGUUAAAAUCCCUGACGUCCCUGAAAUUGAUGUUAAUCUUGGGAAAGCAGAAGUGUUGAUUCCAGAAGGAAAGUUGGAGGUUCAAAAACCUGAAGUUAAAAUCAAAUCUCUUCAGACUGAAGUUGAACUUGAUGGACAAGGAGGCAAAUUCAAGAUGCCAAAGCUCGGGAUGUCAAUUCCAAAAGUAAAAGGACCUGAAAUUGACAUUAGCAUAUCAAAGAAAGAUGCAGACAUCAAAUUACCCAAAGUUGAAGGAGAACUCAAUCUCCCUGAUAUUGAAAUAAAAGAACCUUCUGCUAAAGUGGAAGUUGAAGCUCCUGAGAUUGAAGCUCAGUUAGGUAGCAUGAAAGGAUCGCCAUCAAAAUUUAAAUUACCAACAUUCAAAUUCCCCAAAUUUGGAGUUGCUGCUCCAGAUGUCAGUGCUAAAGUACCGGAUACUGGCAAAGACAUUAAAGUUGAGGUUAAAAUCCCAGACGUCACUGAAAUUGAUGUUAAUCUUGGGAAAGCGGAAGUGUUAAUUCCAGAAGGAAAGUUGGAGGUGCAAAAACCUGAAGUUCAAAUCAAACCUCUACAGACUGAAGUUGAACUUGAUGGACAAGGAAGUAAAUUCAAGAUGCCAAAGCUUGGGAUGUCAAUGCCAAAAAUAAAAGGACCUGAAAUUGAUAUUAGCAUAUCAAAGAAAGAUGUGGACAUCAAAUUACCAGAAACCGAAGCAGAGGUCAGCCUCCCUGAUAUUGAAUUAAAACAACCCUCUGCUAAAGCGGAAGUUCAGGCUCCUGAGAUUGAAGCUCAGUUAGGUAGCAUGAAAGGAUCGCCAUCAAAAUUUAAAUUACCAACGUUCAAAUUCCCCAAAUUUGGAGUUGCUGCUCCAGAUGUCAGUGCUAAAGUACCGGAUACUGACAAAGACAUUAAAGUUGAGGUUAAAAUCCCAGAUGUCCCUGAAAUUGAUGUUAAUCUUGGGAAAGCUGAAGUGUUAAUUCCAGAAGGAAAAAUAGAGGUUCAAAAACCGGAAGUUGAAAUCAAACCUCUACAGAUGGAGGUUGAACUUGAUGGACAAGGAAGUAAAUUCAAGAUGCCAAAGCUUGGGAUGUCAAUGCCAAAAAUAAAAGGACCUGAAAUUGAUAUCAGCAUAUCAAAGAGAGAUGCGGAUAUCAAAUUACCCAAAGUCGAAGGAGACUUCAGUCUCCCUGAUGUUGAAUUAAAAGAACCUUCUGCUAAAGUGGAAGUUCAAGCUCCUGAGAUUGAAGCUCAGUUAGGUAGCAUGAAAGGAUCGCCAUCAAAGUUCAAAUUACCAACAUUCAAAUUCCCCAAAUUUGGAGUUGCUGCUCCAGAUGUCAGUGCUAAAGUACCUGAUACAGACAAAGACAUUAAAGUUGAGGUUAAAAUCCCAGACGUCCCUAAAAUUGAUGUUAAAGCGGAAGUGUUAAUUCCAGAAGGAAUGUUGAAGGUGCAAAAACCUGAAGUUGAAAUCAAACCUCUACAGACUGAAGUUGAACUUGAUGGACAAGGAAGUAAAUUCAAGAUGCCAAAGCUUGGGGUGUCGAUGCCAAAAAUCAAAGGACCUGAAGUUGAUAUUAGCAUAUCAAAGAACGAUGCAGAUAUCAAAUUACCAGAAACCGAAGCAGAGGUGAGCCUCCCUGAUAUUGAAUUAAAACAAUCUUCUGCUAAAGUGGAAGUUCAAGCUCCUGAGAUUGAAGCUCAGUUAGGUAGCAUGAAAGGAUCGCAAUCAAAAUUCAAAUUACCAACGUUCAAAUUCCCUAAAUUUGGAGUUGCUGCUGCAGAUGUCAGUGCUAAAGUACCUGAUACUGACAAAGACAUUAAAGUUGAGGCCAGAAUUCCAGAGGUCCCUGAAAUUAAUGUUCAUACUGGAAAAGCAGAAGUGUUAAUUCCAGAAGGAAAAUUGGAGGUUCAAAAGCCUGAAGUUGAAAUCAAACCUCUACAGACCGAAGUUGAACUUGAUGGACAAGGAAGUAAAUUCAAGAUGCCAAAGCUUGGAAUGUCAAUGCCAAAAAUAAAAGGACCUGAAAUUGAUAUCAGCAUAUCAAAGAAAGAUGCAGAAAUCAAAUUACCAGAAACUGAAGCAGAGGUCAGCCUGACUGAUAUUGAAUUGAAAGAACCUUCUGCUAAAGUGGAAGUUCAGGCUCCUGAGAUUGAAGCUCAGUUAGGUAGCAUGAAAGGAUCGCCAUCAAAAUUUAAAUUACCAACGUUCAAAUUCCCCAAAUUCGGGGUUGCUGCUCCAGAUGUCAGUGCCAAAGUACCGGAUACUGACAAAGACAUUAAAGUUGAGGUUAAAAUCCCAGAUGUCCCUGAAAUUGAUGUUAAUCUUGGGAAAGCUGAAGUGUUGAUUCCAGAAGGAAAGUUGGAGGUGCAAAAACCUGAAGUUGAAAUCAAACCUCUACAGAUGGAGGUUGAACUUGAUGGACAAGGAGGCAAGUUUAAAAUGCCAAAGAUUGGAAUGUCAAUGCCAAAAGUAGAAGGACCUGAAAUCGACAUCAGCAUAUCAAAGAAAGAUACAGAUAUCAAAUUACCCAAAGUUGAAGCAGAAGUCAAUCUCCCUGAUGUUGAACUAAAAGAACCUUCUGCUAAAGUGGACGUUCAAGCUCCUGAGAUUGAAGCUCAGUUAGGUAGCAUGAAAGGUUCGCCAUCAAAGUUCAAAUUACCAACGUUCAAAUUCCCCAAAUUUGGAGUCGCUGCUCCAGAUGUCAGUGCUAAAGUACCGGAUAGUCACAAAGACAUUAAAGUUGAGGUUAAAAUCCCAGACGUCCCUGAAAUUGAUGUUCAUCUUGGGAAAGCAGAAGUGUUGAUUCCAGAAGGAAAGAUAGAGGUUCAAAAACCUGAAGUUGAAAUCAAACCUCUACAAAUGGAGGUUGAACUUGAUGGACAAGGAGGCAAGUUUAAAAUGCCAAAGAUUGGAAUGUCAAUGCCAAAGAAAGAUGUGGACAUCAAAUUACCCAAAGUUGAAGCAGAGGUUAGUCUCCCUGAUGUUAAAUUAAAAGAAUCUUCUGCUCAAGUGGAAGUUCAAGCUCCUGGGAUGGAAGCUCAGUUAGGCAGCAUGAAAGGCUCGCCAUCAAAAUUUAAAUUACCAACAUUCAAAUUCCCCAAAUUUGGACAUGCUACUUCAGAUGUAAGCGGUGAAGUACCUGACACAGACAAAGACAUUAAAGUUGACGUUAAAAUACCAGAAGUACCCGAAAUUGAUGUUAAACUUGGAAAAGCUGAAGUCUUAAUCCCAGAAGCAAAUAUGGAAGUUCAAAUACCUGAAAUGGUAAUGAAGCCCUUACAGACUGAAGGGGAACAUGAUGGACAAGGAAGCAAGUUCAAAAUGCCAAAGUUUGGAAUUAAAAAGCCAAAACUAAAAGGGCCUGAAUUGGAUGUAAGCUUGCCAAAGAAAGACAUAGAUGUCACACUUCAAGAGGCUAAAGCUGAAGUCAGUCUUCCAGAUGCCCCUGAGGUUGAUGUUACACUUGGAGGCAUAGAUAUUCAAAUUCCACAACAAAAGUUGGAAUUUGAAAAACCUGAUUUGGAAAUCAAACCUCGACAGUCUGAGAUUGAACUUGAUGGACAAGGAAGAAAAUUCAAGAUGCCAAAGCUUGGGAUGUCAAUGCCAAAAGUAAAAGGACCUGAAAUCGACAUCAGCAUAUCAAAGCAAGAUGCGGACAUCAAAUUACCAGAAGGAAAAGCAGAAGUUAGUGUCGUUACAGAUGUUGACCUGAGAGAACCUUCUGCUAAAAUCGAGGUCACAGCUCCUGAGAUUGAACCUCAGUUGGGCAGUGUGAAAGAAUCACCGUCAAAAUUUAAACUGCCAACAUUCAAAUUCCCCAAAUUUGGAACUGCUUCUCCCAAUGUCAGUGCUGAAGUGCCUGACACAGAUGAAGAAAUCAAAAUUGAUGGCGCACGCAUGCACAUAUCUGCACCACACACCACUGUGGAUGUUCCAGAAGUUAAAGCAUCAGUGACAUUGCCAGAUAUUGAAGUCAAGGAACCAUCCGCAGACAUUGUAAUAGUGCAACAGCCAGGCAUUGAGGUAGAUGCAAAAGUGAAAAAGCCAAGAUUUUCACUGCCCAAGUUUUCCUUUUCAAAAACUAGUGUUAAGGCCACAGAAGUUGUCAGUCCAGAUUUUGAUGUUCCUCUUCCAGAAGGAAACAUGGAGAUUGUACCACCUGAAAUAGAGCUUAAACCAACAGGAGCUGAUGGAGAACUAGAAGGACAGGAAAGCAAGUUCAAAAUACCAAAAUCUGGCAUCUCAGUACCAAAACUGAAAGGGCCUGAUAUUGAUUUAAGCCUCUCAACUAAAGAUAUAGAUGUUACAUUACCCAAGGCUGAAGGUAAGGCUGAAAUUCCAGAAGGUCCUGAAGCUGAUAUGAGCUUGUCAAUAAAGGGUGUAGAUAUCAAAUUACCAGAGGUUAAAACUGAGGUCACAUUGCCUGGUGUUGAAGAACUGGAAUCUUCCACUUUAGUACUGGAUGCACCUACAGUUGACACUGAAGCUAAGAUGAAACGACCAAACUGGACAUUUCCAAAGUUUUCAUUUUCAAAAACUAGUGGUAAAGCCCCGGAUGUUGACGUAAAUGUUGAAACACUUGACGCUGAUGUUACAUCACCAGAGGUCAAAGAAGAAAUCUAUCUGCCAGAAGUUGAAGUCAAAGGAUCUUCAGUAAUUACUUUAAUGGAAGAGUCACCCAACGCAGAAUUUGACACAAAUUUGAAAAAAUCUAAAUUUUCAUUACCGAAAAUCUCUUUUUCAAAGUCAAAUGUUGCAACAGCCAAAGUCAGUGCGGCGCUUCCACAGGUUGAUGUGUCUCUUAAAGAAGGAGAAGUAAUAGUCAAACAACCUGAGAUGGAAAUAAAAUCUCCUGAGCUUGAAAGUCAACAAGGUAGCAAAUUCAAAAUACCAAAGUUUGGAAUUGCGCUGCCAAAAGCAAAAGGACCAGAAGUUGAUUUAACUACAUCACAGAAAGAUGCAGACAUCACACUGCCAGACGUAAAAGCCGAGGUCAAGCUGCCUGAAGUUGACGUCAAAGAAUCUUCAACUAGUGUGGAGACUGAGGCAAAGUCGAAAGACGUUGGAGGAUCGCCAUUAAAAUUUAAAAUGCCAACACUGAAGAUGCCUAAAUUUGGAAGUGCCACCCAUGAUGUCACUGUAGAAGCACCAGAUGCAGACAAAGCUGAAAUCAGCAGUGCUAAACUCGAGGAGGAUAUCGCUGUCAAAAUCAGUGGCCCUAGUGUUGAUGUUACCGCUGUGGAUUCUGAAACACCAAAGACUGACACUGACGACAUUGAUCACGGCUCUCCAAGUAGAUUUAAACUGCCAUCAUUUAAAAUGCCGAGGCUGAGUUUUUCAAGACCCAAACCUGAGGAGGAAAAUGUGCCCACUGAAGUUAAAGAAGAUCAACUGGAGACAGCACGAGAGACUAAGUCGCCAAAGAUGACUUUGACAUCGUUUGGUGAGAUGCUCAAGAAUUUUGAUGUUGAAUUUGAUGUUUCACAACCAGACAAAGAGGAAGGAGAAAACCUCGGAACAAGAGACCCCAGUGGAGAUCAGUUAGACGAAAAGGACACAGAUACCAAGCAAGGUGCAGCCAAAACUCCUGAGAAGACAAGUUGGUUUAAAUUCCCCAGGUUUGGGCUUUCCUCUCCAUCAGAACCUGUCAAGACUUUUGAGAAAGACGAGCAACGGGAUGAAAAGAGCCCAGUGGGCGAAACAGGGGCUGAGGAAACAAGUCCUACCUGCUCCGUCCAAUCAUCCGAUGCCUUUGCUGAUAUUAGCUCCACAGUGACGAGUGAGCACGUUGGCGUAUCCAUAUCCUCUCCCACCAAGGUUACCGUCAAAUACUCUGAUCCCAACGGUGCUACGGAGUUAGAAGAGAUCCAUAGCAAAGUCAUUACUUCCACCACAAAGACUGAAAUGAUCUCAGUUGAGCCCGACUUACCUGAGAAAAUCACAAUUUUGUCAUCCGGGGUCUCAUCUUCAUCAGAGGACACCGUCAAACUGGAAUCUGGAAUAAUACACAUCAUUUCAUCAAAUAUACAAGCAACACCAGAGGCACAGCAUGCCAAACUGUUCAGUGCUGUCCAGGUUCAGUCGGCCGGAGGCCUCGCCCUGGAACCGGAGGCUGGCGAAGCUGCAUCGUGGACUGUUGAGGAUUCCCAAAGUGGCAGGAGAACAGUCUUUGAGAGGCACGUCGUCAGGGAAACGUCGAGUGAAAGAAGUGAGAGCAAAGAAACAAUUGUGAUCACAAAACAAGUCACGCAUAUAUUUGACUCCUCCGAACCCAUCUCAGGCGAGACGGCUUCGUCCAUACAGCGACUGAGAGACACUGUGCACUCUGAGAAAAUGAGGUUCUUUGAUGGAGCUGAAAAGUGAAAUAAUUUGAUGUAAAUUACGUUUUUAGAUGCAGUACAGUCUCUCACCGUCGGGUUGUUUAAUUUGCUGAUUGUCAUGUAAGAGGAAGGAGAGAGAGAGAACUUUACAACUGUACAACUUAACUUUGAUCUCAAGUUGCAUGAUUUUGAGCUUUAAAGAGUGUAAAUUAUGACAGGGCUUCAGCAAAUAUCUUUGCUAAUGGUAUAAAACUAAACUAAGCAAUGUCUGUUUGUCAUGUCAUAGUUUUUAAAUGUGCAUUUGAAGUGGUCGAUGCAAAACAAAUCAAUAUUUUUUACAAUAAUUUUACCGUAAAAACACCUUCAAUACACAACUGCAGUAUAUGUCAAAAAAAAAGGAAUAUGUAUAUGUAUUAUCACGAUACUCUUGUUGCAAUAGCUGAAAUGUAAAAAGGAAAAAAAAAACAUAGCAAUGCAAAGCUGAAAUGCUUACAAUCAAUCACAGAAAAUGUGCUGCUGCAAAUAUAUUUUUUACUAAUACUUUGCUACGUAGAACCUAAUUUGCUAAAAAAAAAUGUAUUAUCAUUUUAUUAUGUUUACAUUAUAUUAUCGCUGUAUAAAGUGGGAAUACUGAAGUGGCAAUGUAUAUAUAUAUAGCUUUUAAAUGACCUCCGGAGUUUUAUUCGAUUACUGCUCCUGUUUGUAUUCUAAAAGGCUUUAACUACGAAAGUGUUUGCAGAGUUAUAAACAAUAAAUAAAUAUUAUAACACCCCAAGAA
Molecule: messenger RNA, 13963 nt
Organism: Solea senegalensis (Senegalese sole)
Lineage: Eukaryota; Metazoa; Chordata; Actinopteri; Pleuronectiformes; Soleidae
Product: neuroblast differentiation-associated protein AHNAK
Exons: 7
Coding region: 47-13228 (4393 amino acids)
Biological process (GO): regulation of RNA splicing; peripheral nervous system myelin maintenance
Cellular component (GO): nucleus; cytoplasm
Molecular function (GO): protein binding
Source: RefSeq, a predicted model, not a curated record